This is a messenger RNA of Chaetura pelagica (chimney swift), 2257 nucleotides long. It is a transcript of the gene PLS3, whose product is annotated as plastin 3. Gene Ontology annotation, molecular function: actin filament binding; calcium ion binding. NCBI's taxonomy places the organism in Eukaryota, Metazoa, Chordata, Aves, Apodiformes, Apodidae. The record is from RefSeq and is a predicted model, not a curated record. Gene Ontology annotation, cellular component: cytoplasm; actin filament; actin filament bundle. The transcript is spliced from 16 exons. Gene Ontology annotation, biological process: actin filament network formation; actin filament bundle assembly. Bases 5 to 1918 code for a protein of 637 amino acids.
UGAGAUGGCCAACACCAUGCAAAUCUCCAAAGAUGAGCUGGAGGAACUCAAGGAGGCCUUUGCCAAAGUUGACCUCAACAGCAACGGGUUCAUCUGUGACUACGAGUUGCACGAGCUCUUCAAGGAAGCCAACCUGCCUCUCCCCGGGUACAAAGUGAGAGAGAUCAUCCAGAAGCUCAUGAUUGAUGGUGACAAGAACAAAGAUGGAAAGAUUAGUUUUGAAGAGUUUGUUUAUAUUUUCCAAGAGGUGAAAAGCAGCGACAUUGCUAAAACAUUCAGGAAAGCAAUUAACAGAAAAGAAGGAAUCUGUGCCAUCGGGGGGACCUCGGAGCUCUCCAGUGAGGGGACCCAGCACUCCUACUCAGAGGAAGAAAAAUAUGCCUUUGUAAACUGGAUAAACAAAGCCCUGGAAAAUGAUCCCGACUGUAGGCACGUUAUUCCAAUGAAUCCAAAUACAGAUGACCUGUUCAAAGCUGUGGGAGAUGGGAUUGUGCUAUGCAAAAUGAUCAAUCUUUCUGUUCCGGACACGAUUGAUGAAAGAGCAAUUAACAAGAAGAAACUCACACCAUUCAUAAUUCAGGAGAACCUGAACCUGGCACUGAAUUCUGCAUCUGCCAUCGGGUGUCAUGUUGUCAAUAUUGGCGCAGAGGACUUGAGGGAAGGGAAACCCCACCUGGUCCUUGGGCUUCUCUGGCAGAUUAUUAAGAUCGGCUUGUUCGCUGACAUAGAGCUCAGCAGAAAUGAAGCACUGGCUGCCUUACUUCGUGAUGGUGAAAAUCUGGAGGACCUCAUGAAACUAUCCCCAGAAGAGCUGCUCCUAAGAUGGGCCAACUUCCACUUGGAAAACGCAGGCUGGCACAAAAUCAAUAACUUCAGCUCGGAUAUCAAGCUUACAGAUUUUGGUAAUUCAGUAAAGGAUUCCAGAGCUUAUUUCCACCUCCUCAAUCAAAUUGCACCUAAAGGGCAGAAAGAAGGAGAGCCUCAGAUCGAUAUUAACAUGUCUGGUUUCAAUGAGAAGGAUGACCUGCGGCGAGCAGAGUACAUGCUGCAGCAGGCGGAUCGGCUGGGCUGCCGGCAGUUCGUCACGCCGGCCGACGUGGUCAGUGGCAACCCCAAACUCAACCUGGCCUUCGUUGCCAACCUGUUCAACAAGUACCCAGCACUCACCAAGCCUGAAAACCAGGACAUCGACUGGACCCUACUGGAAGGAGAGACACGUGAGGAACGGACCUUCCGCAACUGGAUGAACUCCCUUGGUGUGAACCCCCAUGUAAAUCACCUCUAUGGUGAUCUCCAAGAUGCUCUGGUAAUACUACAAUUAUAUGAAAAGAUCAAAGUUCCUGUUGACUGGAAUAAGGUUAACAAGCCUCCAUACCCAAAGCUUGGAGCAAAUAUGAAAAAGGUAGAAAAUUGUAACUAUGCUGUAGACUUGGGAAAGCAUCCAGCUAAGUUCUCCCUGGUUGGCAUUGGAGGACAGGAUCUGAAUGAUGGGAACCCAACGCUGACACUAGCCUUAGUCUGGCAGCUGAUGAGAAGGUACACGUUGAAUGUCCUCGAGGACCUGGGUGAUGGUCAAAAAGCUAAUGAUGACAUUAUAGUCAGCUGGGUAAAUCAGACCCUGAAAGAAGCUGGCAAGUCCACCUCCAUCCAGAACUUCAAGGACAAGACUAUCAGCACAAGCCUGGCAGUUGUGGAUUUAAUUGAUGCUAUUCAGCCUGGUUGUAUCAACUAUGACCUGGUAAAGACUGGUCACCUGUCAGAAGAUGACAAACAGAAUAAUGCUAAGUAUGCUGUGUCCAUGGCAAGAAGAAUUGGUGCCAGAGUUUAUGCUCUUCCAGAAGAUCUUGUGGAGGUGAAACCCAAGAUGGUCAUGACGGUGUUUGCUUGCUUGAUGGGCAGAGGAAUGAAGCGAGUAUAAAGGGUUGGUCCUUGUAAAGAAAAACAACCCACAAAAUGCAACAAAAACCCAACCUGCCACCCUGGGUGCAUAAGUAGCAGAUCAGCUGUGACCACGUUGAAAUGCUGUUGGCCUAGGAACUGUUGAAGUUCAAAGAACUUUGUUUUGCUUUGCAGGACAAACUCUUAUCAAAAUUCUCAGGGAGAGGAGUUUUAACCAACAGAUGUGCUCUUUUCCCAAAGGAAGGUUUAACUUAUCAAGAGCUCACAGAAAUGCAUUUGUAACAGAGCUGCAUCUUGCAAUACUGCUCUGGAGCUGUUUUCAUCCCAUUAUUAGAUACUUGGUGCAUGGGUUUUUUGA